Messenger RNA from Symbiodinium pilosum, 2073 nucleotides. Lineage: Eukaryota; Dinophyceae; Suessiales; Symbiodiniaceae. The record is from the annotation of a GenBank genome assembly.
AUGAUGGAGCCGACGGACGUUGACGAGCUGCUGCGUGAUGAUCUCAGGACCCUCCUAUCAGAGGGCAUGGCGUUCAGCGACACAGUUUUGCAUGGCCAAGACGGCCACGUGAACGUGCACAUGGCUUUCCUUCAAGUCCGCUGUCCUGCACUUGCAGAGAGAGCGCGGCGGUUGCCUAGCGGAUUUGCCAUCAACAUGCCGGAGACAGCCGUGGGGGCUUUGAGGACUUUUGUGGUCUAUCUCUACACAGACCGUGUAACAGAAGAGAGCAGUGAUGUCGACCAGACUUUUGCAUUGUUGCAGGUGGCCCAGGGUUUGUACCUGUCAGACAAGAGUUGCUCAGCUUCCUGUAAAAGGAGACGAGUAGACACGGGCAGCUGCGCCAUGAGGCGAUUGUCUGCAUUGUGCGAGCAACGUAUUCGUGACUUGCUGACAUCGUCGACCGUAGUUGAAAUUCUCCUUCGUUCAGUGCGACUUGGCUCCUCAUCCUUGGAGAAUUACGUCUAUGAGUAUUUGGCACACACACUGCCUGCACAUACAAAAGACUUGAAUUUCAGUCGGUGUUUGAUAGAAGCUCUUGGCAAAGACCACCAGGACGCGCUCGCCAGAGCAAUCUCAGCUACUGCUGGCAAUGCGCAGCAAACAUCUGACAUUGUGCGGGACGAGGCCCCACCCCCUUGCCUUUUCCAUCAUCUUCAGUCUCUCUGGCUUCAAACCUUCAUCCAUGAAGGUGGAGAUGAUGUGCAUGAGCAGUUGGCAAAGCCUGACUGCAAAAUGAUUCUCAGCAGGGGAGCUGACAUGCCACCGGACCACUUGCUUGCACAUCGCUUCCUCCUAGCAGCACGCUCCAAGUACUACGCCUGCAUGCUCAGCACUCCUAUGAAGGAGUCUCAAACUGGUGAGCUGUCUAUAGGGGUUUCACCCGUUCCAAGUAUGGCAAGUGUCCGGGCGUUGCUGAAGUACCUCUACACUGGAAGCUUGGAGGUCAACGCAGACGGCCAAGAGCUGAACAACACUGACUUACUGGACAUGCUCUCUGUCGUUGAUGGCCCUGGUGGCCAGAACUACUUGCAGCUCGCUCGGGAGGUGUGCGACCUGCUGCGAAAUCGGCUAUCUGAGCACAUUAAGGCAAACCUUCGGCAGGACAAUAUGUGGAUGGUCCUUCGGAGGGCAACGGCACAGCGCAACGAGGCCAUCCGGAAGGAGGCCCUGAUGGCCGUUUUUAGACGUUGUCAAGAGCUUUCGCGAGAUGAGGUACUGUUUCAGUGCUGGGGUGACUGUACCUUGUUAUCCACGGAAGACUGGUGGACUCCGCGUAUGGAAAACGAGUUGCUCAGAGAUAUGCUCAGGUUCAGCUGUACUGCCAGCUCCAAAACUGAAUAUCAUGACGAGUGGGAGCUAGAGGUUUCCCACCCAGCCCCAGAGGGCUUGGACAAUGUCUUUAACCAGCGCGGCAACAAGCAUCUCUUGCAAGAGUGGGCAGACCGUGGUUCUGCCUGCCGGCGCCGUGGUAGUAUCAUUGCCAAGUUUGCUAACCCCGUCCACGUGGACUUCGUCAGUGUCGCCCCUCUUGACGGAUGGGGCAGUGAUUACCUGAAAAACGCCAAGCUCCAUGUUAAGAAUGCUGACGGGAUCUGGGAGCGCGUUGCAACAGCUUCAGGGCGUGUUGAGCAGAUCCCUGUGUAUAGAAGGGGCAAGACAUGGCGUUUGCAUGGAGACGAGGUUGCCACUUCGGUUUUCAAGUUCCGAAAAGAGCCAGCGAGGCCUUGCAGUGAAUUCGAACAUACUGAGAAGGCAAGGUGCAGGGGAUCCGAUGGCACGUUCAAAUACGUCUACUUCAAGUUUCCGCUAGCUGUCCAUGUAGAUGACGUGACAGUGCCAGCUGAUCCUGUGUUAUCGCGGACGCAACUCCAGGUCAAGAAUGCAGAUGGUCAAUGGGAAGAUGUCGGGGCACAGUUGACUGGACGAAGCCAACUUGUUUGGGUCAACAGGGAUGGGAGGUUCUGGCGCUUGCGCAACUUCUCUGGCUUGACAACAUGGGAAGCCAACAUCUUCACCUUCACGUCCAAAUAA